Molecule: messenger RNA, 1648 nt
Organism: Neodiprion virginianus
Lineage: Eukaryota; Metazoa; Arthropoda; Insecta; Hymenoptera; Diprionidae
Product: alpha-amylase-like
Exons: 5
Coding region: 31-1512 (493 amino acids)
Biological process (GO): carbohydrate metabolic process
Molecular function (GO): alpha-amylase activity; cation binding
Source: RefSeq, a predicted model, not a curated record
CACCUCAAUCCAGAACACAAAGUAUUGACCAUGCUGCUCGGUGUGACGCUGCUAGCUCUCGCCGCGGUUGCGACCGCCACCAAGGAUCCCCAUUACUGGGACAACCGUGAUGGUAUGGUACAUCUUUUCGAGUGGAAGUGGAGCGAUAUUGCAGAUGAAUGUGAAAGAUUCCUUGGGCCGAAAGGAUACGGCGGUGUUCAGAUUUCGCCCCCGAAUGAAAACCUGAUAAUCAGCAACAGGCCAUGGUGGGAGCGGUACCAGCCCGUUUCUUACAAGCUGGUGACCAGAUCUGGCGACGAAGCUGCUCUCAGGGACAUGGUAACGCGCUGCAACAACGUCGGUGUAAGGAUCUACGCCGACGCCAUCAUCAAUCACAUGUCCGCGUCAGCACCGCUUCCAGCAUACGGAACUGGCGGAUCAUCGGCUUAUCACGGUGACAGAUGGUGGCCCGAGGUCCCCUACGGUUGGAACGACUUCAAUUCAGUCUGCUCCAUAUCAAGCUACCAAAACGCCAUUGAGGUACGAAACUGCGAGCUGAGCGGUCUCCCGGAUCUCAACCAGGGAACAGACUGGGUUCGCGACAAGAUUGUCGAGUACAUGAACAACCUUAUUGACAUCGGUGUUGCUGGCUUCCGUAUCGACGCAGCUAAGCACAUGUGGCCCGGGGAUUUGGAGAUCAUCUUCAACCGGUUGAACAAUCUCAACACGAAUCAUGGCUUCCCAGCGAACAGUCGCCCCUUCAUAUAUUCAGAGGUCAUUGAUCAGGGAGGCGAAGCAAUUACAGCAUCGGAAUAUGUACACCUUGGAACAGUUACCGAAUUCAAGCAUGGUUUGGAGCUGGGUAACGCCUUCCAGGGAAACAACGCUCUUAGGUGGCUGACCAACUGGGGUGAAGCUUGGGGUCUCCUGACAUCCAGUGAUGCUCUGGUGUUCAUCGACAACCAUGACAACCAGCGUGGUCACGGUGGUGGUGGAAGUAUCCUCACCCACAAGAAUUCUAAGCCGUACAAGAUGGCGACUGCCUUCAUGUUGGCCCACCCCUAUGGUAUUGCUCAAAUCAUGAGCUCCUUCGAUUUCACGGACAGUGAAGCUGGUCCGCCAGCCGACUGGAAUGGAAACAUCCUUUCCCCUACCAUUAAUUCCGACGAUUCGUGUGGAAAUGGGUGGAUCUGCGAGCACCGUUGGCGCCAGAUCUACAACAUGGUUGGAUUCCGUAAUGCCGUUAAGGGAACUGGAAUCAACGACUGGUGGGACAACAGCAGCAACCAGAUUGCUUUCUGUCGUGGUGGAGCCGGAUUCGUCGCUUUCAACCUGGACAGCUGGAACUUCCAGCAGACCCUCCAGACUUGCCUUUCCGCUGGUACCUACUGUGACGUCAUAUCCGGCAACUUAAUCAACGGUAGCUGCACAGGAAAGAGCGUAACCGUUAAUAAUGACGGUACAGCGUAUAUCGAGAUCUUGACCUCUGAGGAAGACGGUGUUCUCGCUAUUCAUCAGAACGCAAAGCUGUAAUUCCUCUGCAGAUGAUGGACGUCGCGAUUAAAGAGAUAACAAUUGACGAUAUCGUCGUUUCAAUUUUUUUAAACUGGUUGUAUUAUUCUUGUUUUUUUAAUGAGCAUUUUUUCCCAGUAAAUUUUUCACAGUUUCA